CUUCCAAACCAUCAUUCUAAAAGUUCCUUCAGUCGUUAAAGCAACUUCAGCAAGGCAAUACAAUAAACCAGAAAGAACAAUGGCUCAGGUAUUCUACAGACUUCUUGCAUUUUUGUUAGUAAUUACCUUGUAUUCAAUGGUUUUCGAAUCCGCUGAAGGAACUUAUAGAAAGCCACCCUUUAAUGGUUCCAUUUUUGGUAAACGCACUAGUGCCAGUGGUGUUGUUACUGGAGAUUAUGAAAAUGCCAAUAAGGCCAUAUCAGCAAUGUGUGAAAUCGCUGUAGAUGCUUGUUCUACAUGGUUUCCUUCUCAAGAAAAGUAGUUUUUUUUCUCAAGUGAACCUACUUACACUUAUAAAAAUAAGCGA
Agrilus planipennis (emerald ash borer) is the source of this 367-nucleotide messenger RNA. RefSeq names its product neuropeptide SIFamide (gene SIFa). NCBI's taxonomy places the organism in Eukaryota, Metazoa, Arthropoda, Insecta, Coleoptera, Buprestidae. The record is from RefSeq and is a predicted model, not a curated record. Bases 80 to 322 code for a protein of 80 amino acids. The transcript is spliced from 3 exons.